AGCAAACUUAAUUAUCCAUUGGUUAUUGUCUCCAUUUUUGUUGCCAAAAAACAAAAUGAUUCUUUUCUUCUUCCUCAUAUUAUCAUAGUAUUUAAACUCAUUUGUUCCCAUCCUCCUCUUGAAACAUCACAUGCAAUUCAGUAUAAAGUUCUUGGAAUACGUGUGUACUACAGAUAAAGUUGCCUCAAUAAUACUGGUGUCACUUGCAAUCUUGUUGGAGUAUCUGGUUUGGUACCAAUUGCAAAUGGUGAGAAUACAUACAUUUGCCUUUAGGCUUGUUUUUGUGGCAGAGAAAAUGGUAGCUAGAAUGGUGGAUCUUCGGUCAGAUACAGUGACAAAGCCAACUGAAGCAAUGCGAGCUGCUAUGGCGAGUGCUGAGGUUGAUGACGACGUUCUUGGCCGUGACCCCUCUUGUUUUCUCUUAGAGUCAGAGAUGGCAAAGAUAUUUGGAAAGGAAGGUGCAAUUUUUGUUCCAUCAGGCACAAUGGGGAACCUUAUAUCCGUGCUUGUGCAUUGUGACAUAAGGGGAAGUGAAGUUAUUCUGGGAGACAAUUCCCACAUACACAUUUAUGAGAAUGGAGGCAUUGCAACCAUUGGAGGGGUCCAUCCAAGAACAGUAAAAAAUAAUGAAGAUGGAACCAUGGACAUUGAUUUGAUUGAGGCUGCCAUCAGAGAUCCAAAGGGAGAGCUAGUGUAUCCAACCACAAGGCUUAUUUGCUUGGAAAAUACUCAUGGAAACUCUGGUGGUAGAUGUCUUUCAGUUGAAUAUACAGACAGAGUGGGAGAGGUUGCUAAAAAACAUGGACUGAAGCUUCACAUUGAUGGAGCCCGUAUAUUUAAUGCAUCAGUUGCACUCGGUGUCCCUGUGGAUAGGCUUGUUCAAGCAGCUGAUUCGGUAUCGGUAUGUCUAUCAAAAGGCCUGGGUGCUCCAGUUGGAUCUGUUAUUGUUGGUUCCAAUAGCUUUAUCACCAAGGCUAGACGGCUCCGAAAAACCUUAGGUGGUGGAAUGAGGCAGGUUGGUAUCCUUUGUGCUGCUGCACUUGUUGCUUUACAGGAAAAUGUUGGAAAGCUAGAAAGUGAUCACAAUAAAGCUAAACUUUUGGCUGAUGGAUUAAAUGAAAUUAAAGGACUAAGAGUGGAUACCUCUUCUGUGGAAACCAAUAUUAUAUAUGUUGAAAUUGAAGAGGGCUCAAGAACUACAGCAGCGAAACUAUGCAAAGACUUGGAAGACUAUGGUAUCUUACUGAUGCCAAUGAGCUUAUCAAGAUUGAGAAUUGUCUUCCACCACCAAAUAUCAGCAAGUGACGUGCAGUAUGCCUUGUCGUGCUUUGAGCAAGCUGUCAAUGGAGUACGAAAUGAAAAUGGCAACUAGUGGACGAAUUUGAAAUUUGCAUCGCAACUUGCUGCCACAUAUGUAACUAUUAUCAAAUUAAAUAAAGAUCAAAUUCCAUUAUGUGAAAAUAUAUAUUAUAUAUGGAGACCUUUGUAAGAAGUUUUGAACAUGAUGACAUGUACGUUUAUGAAUGAUGUGUAAUCCAAAUUUUCUGAGUAUGAGUCUGCAGUGGUGGAACUGUGAGCAGUGAAGACCUUUAAUUUGCACAA
Messenger RNA from Cajanus cajan (pigeon pea), 1602 nucleotides. Its product is annotated as low-specificity L-threonine aldolase 1. NCBI's taxonomy places the organism in Eukaryota, Viridiplantae, Streptophyta, Magnoliopsida, Fabales, Fabaceae. Gene Ontology annotation, cellular component: cytosol. The record is from RefSeq and is a predicted model, not a curated record. Gene Ontology annotation, molecular function: L-allo-threonine aldolase activity. Gene Ontology annotation, biological process: L-threonine catabolic process; glycine biosynthetic process.